Labeo rohita (rohu) is the source of this 604-nucleotide messenger RNA. RefSeq names its product spexin hormone (gene spx). The record is from RefSeq and is a predicted model, not a curated record. NCBI's taxonomy places the organism in Eukaryota, Metazoa, Chordata, Actinopteri, Cypriniformes, Cyprinidae. Gene Ontology annotation, molecular function: neuropeptide hormone activity. Bases 264 to 572 code for a protein of 102 amino acids. The transcript is spliced from 5 exons.
UCUGAUGUAAAUGUAGCCAGUGUGUCUUCAAACGUCAUAGCGGUAAAGUAGCCUUAUUAUUUUUACAGGAAGGGUUAACUAAUCGCUCUGAAAGGUUCGUGGUCCGGCCCCGUUGUGAAUCAAUGGGACUUGACCUAUAGCUGAAGACUAAUUCAUUCAACAUUCCCCCACCCUGAUGAUUAUAAAUAUCAAGGACAGGUUUCACAGUCUUCACUCUUGAUCUUGCCUCUGAGACUCAACAGCUGAAGAAAACGUCUGACACUAUGAAAGAUUUAAGGACUCUUGCGGCUUACGCUCUUGCACUGUUACUACUGGCAACGUUUGUGUCCCAUUCCUGGAGUGCGCCGAAGGGCAGUUUUCAGCGUCGGAAUUGGACGCCCCAAGCCAUGUUAUAUCUGAAGGGCACACAGGGACGACGCUUUGUGUCAGAAGACAGAAAUGAAGGGGACUUGUACGACACAAUACGCUUGGAGUCACGCAGCCAAAACACAGAAAACCUGAGCAUCUCUAAAGCGGCUGCAUUUCUCCUAAAUGUUCUCCAGCAAGCCAGAGACGAGGGUGAGCCUUACUGAAACCAGCUACAAGAGCGCCAACAACUUACUCU